Sander lucioperca (pikeperch) is the source of this 1317-nucleotide messenger RNA. RefSeq lists its product as uncharacterized. Bases 293 to 1081 code for a protein of 262 amino acids. Gene Ontology annotation, cellular component: external side of plasma membrane. Gene Ontology annotation, biological process: cell surface receptor signaling pathway; T cell costimulation; cellular response to lipopolysaccharide. The transcript has 5 exons. The record is from RefSeq and is a predicted model, not a curated record. Lineage: Eukaryota; Metazoa; Chordata; Actinopteri; Perciformes; Percidae.
GUAUUAUUAUACUUGAGACAGGAAGCCAAGGUAUUUGAGAGGCAAUAAUGGAAGUUACUCAGCAGUCAACAUCAGUGAUGCCAUGUUGCAGUGGUGGAGCAGUGAUAGUGCGUGUGAGAUAAACAGUACAGAGAGAUGCACAUUGAUAUGAGACAUCAUUCAACAGCCAUCAAGGAGAAAAGGCAAGAGGGACAAGUCUGAAGGACGAUAAGCACCAUAAGGAAUCAGAGACACUUGAGAAGAGCUGAGGAGAAGCACCAAUCAUCCUGAGUGAAAUGCAAAAGAGGGGACAAUGGGGUACACAGCAUUGCAUACACUUCUCUGGCUUCUAACUGCAUUCGUUCUUACAACACAAGAGUUUGUGAAACUAAAUGUGACUCCCAAGAUUACUGCAGAGUGUGGCAAACAGGUUACCCUAACCUGCAACGUGUCCUCAUCACGGCAUGGACUAUCAAUCAAACACAUGAACUGGUCCCAAAAAAACAGAUCUUUCUGUUCUGUGGACAGUGAAGGAAAUAUCUCACACCACAUGCACACUCUAAGCCACUUCCAUUGUGAGUAUAAACAUGGACAAUUGUCGCUCAUCUUUAAGAGAGUGCAGCCACUGGAGAGCGGAGACUACAGGUGUAAACUGCAAUCCAACCAGGGAGCUAAGCAUCAAUAUACAAGAGUGGAGUUACAAGAGUGUUGUGGAAUCGUUGAGGGUGUUUCGACUAGUGGUGGUCCCGCCUGCACCUUCAAAAACGUCUACCCAGAUGGAGAUGUGCACUGGUUUCACGGCUCCCACAAUCUCUCAGAUGGGUCUGUGAGGCAACACACUACUAAACAUGUGGACGAAGGGGGGUGGCUGACUAUCCAUAGCGACCUUGAGUGGAAAAGUUCAACUGUGCCCUACAACUGUUCCUUGAAGAGCAUCACAUCUGGUAGAUACAUUACAUGCACUUCGGUUCAGAAUUCAGAAUUACUGGUCAUAACCAGAUCACAGCAACAUACACAUCUGGGCGGGAAUGGAGUUGGAUCACAGGGACCUAUGUGGACAAUUUUGUGUAUUUCGAUUUUACUUGCUGUCACGCUAAAAUAAUGUAUUUGUCAAAGUAAUUCCACAUAAUGGAGUGUAAUAAGAUAUCAGGGUGAAGCGAUGAUUAACAUUAAUAAGGAACAAUGAGGUGCUCAGAAUUGUGUAUAUUUUAAAUUCCAGGGAAACAAUGCUCUCAGUUAAGUGAGUUAUCACACAUGGUACAAAGGUUCAUUAGUCUUGAUUGAAGUGAACAAGGAAAUGAAAGACUGCUGAGAGGCUGAUAAUCAUUAAACUGUCAU